Galeopterus variegatus (Sunda flying lemur) is the source of this 1991-nucleotide messenger RNA. Its product is annotated as pappalysin-2-like. The annotation marks the transcript as partial. Lineage: Eukaryota; Metazoa; Chordata; Mammalia; Dermoptera; Cynocephalidae. The record is from RefSeq and is a predicted model, not a curated record. The transcript has 2 exons.
AUGAUGUGCUUAAAGGUCCUGAUCAUAAGCCUGGUGAUGCUGGCCGGGUGGGCAUUCAGUGCUGCCAACGCUGAGUUGGGCUGGACACGCAGGAAAUCCUUGGCUCAGAAGGGACACCUGAACCAGGUGCUGUUGGAAGGAGAACGCUGUUGGCUGGGGGCCAAGGUUCAAAGACCCAGAGCUGCUCCCCAGCAUCACCUCUUUGGGAUCUACCCCAGCAGGCCUGGGAAUUACCUGAGGCCCUACCGCGUGGGGGUGUGGGGGACCCGUCAUGUGGGACACAGUAAACCAGACACCGACGGAAAGGCUGUGAGCCUUGUUCCCCAAGACACGAUUGAAGAUACAGCAGGAACUCGGAGUGAGGUUGAACGGACAGCUGCCCCAAGGGUAGAGGAUGGUCCUAUUGGGCAAUCGGAGCUGCUGGGAGAGGAUGACACUUUUCUUGGCAACAGAGGAUCCAAGGAGUCUCUAGGUGAGGCUGGGACUUGGGAAAGCUUAGCUACAGCUGCCACCACUACCACUGUCUUCGCACGCCCGGAGGAACCCAAACCAGAGACCCAAAGGAAGGGCUGGGCCAAGUCCUGGCAUCAUCGCCAAGUGGUGAAGAGGCAGGCAGAAGAUGCACGGGGAGACCCUGAUAUCUCUCCUCUGCAUUUCCAUCCCUGGCCUAAGCAUCCCCUUAAGCACGGGGUCAGAAACAGGCCACUGGAGGACAGUACUCAAAAUGGUGGAGAGGACCCCCACUGGGAAGCGGGGACCUUCAACCCCCAAGAAGGACUGCCUAUUUUGUACUUCUCCGGGAGGCGGGAGCGGCUGCUGCUGCGUCCAGAAGUGCUGGCUGAGAUUCCCCGGGAGGCGUUCACAGUGGAAGCCUGGGUUAAGCCGGAGGGAGGACAGAAUAACCCAGCCAUCAUCGCAGGUGUGUUUGAUAACUGCUCCCACACUGUCAGUGACAAGGGCUGGGCCCUGGGGAUCCGCUCAGGAAAGGACAAGGGAAGGCGAGACGCUCGCUUCUUUUUCUCUCUCCGCACUGACCGCGUGAAGAAAGCCACCACUGUCACUGGCCACAGUCGCUACCAACCAGGCACAUGGACACACGUGGCAGCCACUUACGACGGACAGCGCAUGGCCCUGUAUGUGGAUGGAACACGGGUGGCCAGUAGCACAGACCAGUCUGGUCCCCUGAACAGCCCCUUCAUGGCGUCCUGUCGCUCUUUGCUUCUGGGGGGGGAUGGCUCUGAGGAUGGGCACUAUUUCCGUGGACACUUGGGCACACUGGUCUUUUGGUCAACCGCCCUCUCACAAAGCCACCUCCAGCACAGUCCUCAGCAUCCAGGUGGGGUGGAGGAGUUGACCCCCUUGAUCCUGACAGCCAGUUUUGAGUCCCUGAGAGAACAGUGGGCCCCCUUUAGAGAUGAGAAGUACCCACGGCUUGAGGUUCUCCAGGGCUUUGAGGCAGAGCCUGAGAUUCUGUCACCUUUGCAGCCCCCUCUUUGUGGGCAAACGGCUUGUGACAAUGUGGAACUCAUCUCCCAGUACAAUGGGCACUGGCCCCUUCGGGGAGAGAAGGUGAUCCGCUACCAGGUGGUGAACAUCUGUGAUGAUGAGGGUCUGAACCCCAUUGUGAGGGAGGAGCAGAUCCACCGGCAGCACGAGGCGCUGACCGAGGCCUUCAGCCGCUACAACAUCAGCUGGCAGCUGAGUGUCCACCAGGUCCACAACUCCACCCUGCGCUACCGGGUCGUGCUUGUGAACUGUGAGCCCAGCAAGAUUGGCAAUGACCACUGUGACCCCGAGUGUGAGCACCCGCUCACAGGCUAUGACGGGGGCGACUGCCACCUGCAGGGCCGCUGCUACUCCUGGAACCGCAGGGACGGGCUCUGUCAUGUGGAGUGCAACAACAUGCUGAAUGACUUUGACGAUGGGGACUGCUGCGACCCUGAUGUGGCUGAUGUGCGCAAGACCUGUUUUGACCCCGACUCGCCCAAGAG